Messenger RNA from Coprinopsis cinerea okayama7#130, 2385 nucleotides. Its product is annotated as onanonoxo-7-onima-8-eninoihtemlysoneda. NCBI's taxonomy places the organism in Eukaryota, Fungi, Basidiomycota, Agaricomycetes, Agaricales, Psathyrellaceae. The record is from RefSeq and is a predicted model, not a curated record. Bases 1 to 2385 code for a protein of 794 amino acids. Gene Ontology annotation, cellular component: mitochondrion. The transcript has 5 exons. Gene Ontology annotation, molecular function: dethiobiotin synthase activity; S-adenosyl-L-methionine:8-amino-7-oxononanoate transaminase activity; pyridoxal phosphate binding. Gene Ontology annotation, biological process: biotin biosynthetic process.
AUGUCUUCCCUGUACAAGCACCUACGAAUCCACCAAAUCUUUGGUGCGAACACAGAGGUUGGGAAGACCGUCCUGACAACAGCACUUGCGAGGGCGUCGACCAAGAAAAAGUUCCCUGUUUUCUACCUCAAGCCUGUGAGCACAGGCGCGAUUGAGGAUGCCGAUGACCAUCAUAUCGUUCGACAUGGAGGAAAAGCGUCCAACUUGAUUCAUUCCGAAUGCUUGUUUCGAUACGAUGACCCGGUCAGUCCUCAUCUGGCCGCAAAGAGGAAGACUUCGGAGAAUAACAGUCUGAUUCCCUCCGACGAUGCCCUGGUUGGCUCCAUCGCCAACCGUAUCCGAGAACACGCAGCCAAAAGCUCGAGGCCGGGCCAUAUGUACAUCGAAACGGCAGGAGGUGUACACAGCCCUACGCUUUCUGGUACAACCCAAGCCGACGCAUAUCGACCUCUGUUCUUGCCAACCAUUCUCGUCGGCGAUUCCAAACUUGGAGGAAUAUCGUCCACUAUCUCCGGCUACGAGUCGCUGUUGAUGAGAGGGUUCAUCGUCGACGCGGUAGUCAUGUUCAGAGACGAAUACUACAGGAACUGGGAGUAUCUCACCGAGUACUUCAAGGAAAAGGGUGUGCACGUCGCCGCGGUGGACCCUCCACCUCCCCGGCACUCGGAUCCAGCUGCAGACCGCACCGCGACGGAGGAAUACUACGAUGCAAUCACAUCGUCCAAUGAAGAAAAUAGCAUUUCACGACUGGUCGAUUAUCUUGACGCGCGACACGCCAUACGUGUACAGGAAUUGGAAUCUAUGCCUGGGCGGACACUCAACAGCAUUUGGUGGCCAUUUGUCCAACACGGAACGGUGAGGGGAAAGCAAGACGUCACCGUUAUCGACAGCGCGUACAAGGACUACUUUAGCGUCGCACAAAACAAGUCCGACUCCCCUCCAUCCAAAAGCUUGUUGCAUCCCGAAUUCGAUGGGUCAGCUUCAUGGUGGACACAGACUUUGGGCCAUGCACACCCAGCCCUGACCAUGGCCGCCGCACGCGCCAGUGGGAGAUACGGCCACGUUAUGUUCCCUCAAGCAACCCACCUUCCGGCUCUCAAACUUGCCGAGCGACUCUUGACCACAGGACCCGGAAAGGGCUGGGCGUCCCGGGUGUUCUUCUCAGACAAUGGCUCCACCGGAAUGGAGGUCGCCAUCAAGAUGGCAUUGCGCGCAUGGUCGAUACGAAACGGUGCCGAGCUGACAAGCCAGGAGAAGAAACACCUCGGGAUCCUGGGUCUCAAAGGUAGCUACCACGGCGAUACUAUUGGCGCAAUGGACGCAUCCGAGGAGGGUGUGUACACCUGUGAAUGGCAUGAAGCGAAAGGAUACUGGUUCGAACCACCCAAGAUUGGCAUUCAGAACAGCGAAGUAACGAUUACAGUCCCGGGUUCCCUAUCGUCUUCCCAGAAACCUCACGUUACCAAAGCACCCUCGUUGUCCUGGGUUUACAACGUCGAGGAGCGGAUUAACACACCUCUUGGUAGAGCAUAUGCAUUCCAGAUUCGACGCGUCCUCGAUACCCUUCAGGAGAAGGGGACCAAGCUGGCAGCACUGGUGAUUGAGCCUCUCGUCCUAGGUGCAGGUGGGAUGAUCUUCGUGGAUCCCCUCUUCCAGCGCAUCUUGGUCGACACCGUCCGCGGUCGUCGUUCCAGGUCUUCCUCCCAGUGGUCUGGCAUGCCCGUCAUCUUCGAUGAAGUCUUCACCGGCCUCUAUCGCAUCGGCGUCCCGAGUGCUGGCCCACUCCUUGGCGUCAACCCCGACAUCUCCGUCAAUGCCAAAGUACUCACCGGUGGACUUAUCCCUCUUUCCGUCACAUUGGCGUCUAAAUCUAUCUUCGAGGCGUUCUUGAGCGACAAGAAGGCCGAGGCCCUUCUGCAUGGUCACUCGUACACUGCUCAUCCUAUUGGGUGUGAAGUGGCAAACGAGACGCUAAUUCAGAUCGAGAAACUUGCGAAGAGCGAGGAGUGGAAAAAGGCGAGGGAGAAGUGGGCACCUGCUGAGGGAGAGGAGAGCACUGUCUGGAGUCUAUGGGAUCCUCAGUUUGUUACUGAAAUCUCCAAGCUUCCGUCAGUUAAUGAGGUGAUGGCGUUGGGUAGCGUAUUGGCAAUCGAUUUCAAGGAUCCUGCCAAAGGCUACACGUCUUUCUUCGCCCAAAAUCUACUGCAACCAUUGAAGGGGCCUUCCGAGCAGAAAGGGAAUUUAUCACCAGCACCUGGUGGUGCACCUUAUGGAGUCAACUACCGGACCCUGGGCAAUGUUGGAUACUUUAUGACGAGCCUAAACACCACUCCAGCCGUUAUUAGAUCUCUAGAGGAUAGGAUAUGGUCAGUCCUGUCAAACUAA